AUGUACUGGACGGACGGCCGCCUCCGACCGCCAUUGGAGUCCUUCACCAACUCUUCUGUUUGGGUUAACAUCGACCCCGCUCUGACGUCCCGGAUGUGGCUGCCGACGACUUAUAUAGGUAAUAGACAAAAUAUUUUUAUGAUGAAUCUUCAAAGCUUUGCAAUUUCCACAAUGGCUUUCUCUCCAUCACCCGUGAUCACUAAGCUGGCGUGUCCAAUGGAUUUCAGUGCCUACCCCUUCGAUCAGCAAAAGUGCUACAUGAAGCUUGAGAGCUACCAGUACCGAGCCUUCGAGGUGACCUACAGCUGGCAUGACAACGGCAUCCAGACAAGCAGUGACAUCAGAACCGACCAUUUCAUCCCUGCCUUUGAAAUCAUUAAAGGGAGCAUCGUGCAUGACAACGCCUCCUUCUCCUCAGUACGAGUCGACAUCAUCCUCUCCCGCAAGGCCACUUACCACCUCAUGAACACGUACAUACCCUCGAGUCUGUUCGUGUUCGUGUCUUGGCUCACCUUCCUGAUUCCUCCUGAGCACCUGCCGGGCGGGACGGUCCUCACCAUCACCACGCUGCUCACCAUCGUCUCCAUGUUCAAUACUGUGCGGCAAGAGAGUCCGAAGGUCUCCUACGCCAAAGCUAUCGACCAGUGGAUGAUGUUCUGUAUUGUGCUCGUGUUCACUGUGCUGGUCGAGUACACGUACGUCGUCCACUUGCAUUUCAGGGCGGAGCAACUGAGGAUGGUUUCAGUGGAGCCGAAACGCAAUCCGAGACAAACAGGAGGCACCGGUUCCCAAGCAAAUUCUCCGCGACCCGAACUCUACACCAAGUGGAAAGUCAGAUUCGAAAGACUAUCUCCUCGGGUCCUCAUCGUUAUAUUCAUCAUUUUCAACAUUACAUGGUUCUUGGUAUUUUGCGUACAGCUGAUUGUCUAG
Messenger RNA from Penaeus vannamei (Pacific white shrimp), 930 nucleotides. Its product is annotated as glycine receptor subunit alpha-2. NCBI's taxonomy places the organism in Eukaryota, Metazoa, Arthropoda, Malacostraca, Decapoda, Penaeidae. Gene Ontology annotation, cellular component: plasma membrane; neuron projection; synapse. Gene Ontology annotation, molecular function: transmembrane signaling receptor activity; excitatory extracellular ligand-gated monoatomic ion channel activity; chloride channel activity. Gene Ontology annotation, biological process: nervous system process; regulation of membrane potential; signal transduction. The record is from RefSeq and is a predicted model, not a curated record.